UAGAUGAAUACAGAACUAAAUUUAUGUCUUAGCAAUUGGAAAUAUUCUUGGUUACUACAAUCACGUGAUCAGUACGUCACAUGCAUUGCAGACUUGCAGCAGUUGCAGGCAGUCAGUCAGUGAGUUCGCCAUUGUGAUACAGAUUGGUGGUUCCUCUACAGUUUGUGCGAAGUAAAAUCCGUUUUUUCACGCUGACUCCUGACGUGAGGUGGGACAAGAAUGUCUUCUCCAAGCGCUGGGAAGAGGCGUAUGGACACCGAUGUUAUUAAACUAAUUGAGAGCAAGCAUGAGGUGACCAUUCUGGGAGGUCUCAAUGAAUUCUGUGUGAAGUUUUAUGGUCCCAAAGCCACCCCAUAUGAAGGUGGAGUUUGGAAAGUGCGUGUCGACCUUCCUGAGAAGUACCCUUUCAAGUCACCUUCCAUAGGAUUCAUGAACAAAAUCUAUCAUCCAAACAUCGAUGAAGUGUCUGGCACAGUUUGCCUAGAUGUCAUAAACCAAGCCUGGACAGCUCUUUAUGACCUUUCAAAUAUCUUUGAGUCCUUCCUGCCUCAGCUGUUGACGUACCCCAACCCAAUCGAUCCUCUGAAUGGGGAUGCAGCAGCCAUGUACCUUCACAAGCCAGAGGAAUACAAGAAGAAAGUUCAAGAGUAUGUGAAGAAGUACGCUACAGAAGAAGCCCUUCGAGAACAAGAGGAGGAAGACUCCAGCAGCGAGAGCUCUAUGAGCGACUUUUCAGAUGAUGAGACAAAAGACAUGGAACUUUAAGUGAUUGAGAAAAACUCAUCAGAGACAGGGGCGUUUCCUACUACCUUGGUGUAUUGUGCGUGCCAGCACACGUAUGUUGGGCACCCCUGCCUACCACCAUCAUGUGUACAUUACAUAACCUUACUUUUAACUCUGCAAAAGGCAGGUCCCAUGUGGCAUAACAGUGUUCUUUGCUUCAGACUCAUCUAACAAGCUUAGGUUCGAUCGGUUCGAUCAUGACUUUGGGUAAAGUGCAAGACAUGCUCACCAGCGGAUCGAGACUUAGGGGCAGUUCACGCAAGACUUUUUUUUUUUUUUUAAAUCCGUACUGCACUAACCUCCAUUUUCAGUCCCUUUUAGGAAUGCUUUGACAUACCCAUUAAUCUGGGGAAGAGUGACAGGUGAUGCAAAAGAAUUAAAUUAUUAUCACUACAUGUUGUCUCUCUUUUCAAUGUUUCAAAUGGAGUGUGCGUUUUUUGCUUUCACUCAGUAAACUGACACAUUCAAAUGUUAUCCUGAAUCUAUGCUAAGAUUAAAAUGCUGUAAUGAAUA
Molecule: messenger RNA, 1296 nt
Organism: Ornithodoros turicata
Lineage: Eukaryota; Metazoa; Arthropoda; Arachnida; Ixodida; Argasidae
Gene: UbcE2H
Product: ubiquitin-conjugating enzyme E2 H
Exons: 7
Coding region: 220-765 (181 amino acids)
Biological process (GO): ubiquitin-dependent protein catabolic process; protein polyubiquitination
Cellular component (GO): nucleus
Molecular function (GO): ubiquitin conjugating enzyme activity
Source: RefSeq, a predicted model, not a curated record